Messenger RNA from Sitodiplosis mosellana (orange wheat blossom midge), 704 nucleotides. RefSeq lists its product as uncharacterized. Gene Ontology annotation, cellular component: mitochondrial inner membrane. Lineage: Eukaryota; Metazoa; Arthropoda; Insecta; Diptera; Cecidomyiidae. The record is from RefSeq and is a predicted model, not a curated record. Gene Ontology annotation, biological process: mitochondrial respiratory chain complex IV assembly; mitochondrial respiratory chain complex I assembly. Bases 198 to 623 code for a protein of 141 amino acids. The transcript has 3 exons.
UAGGAACUAAAGGCAUUUAAUAUUUCAUCUUUGCUCUAUGUUUGCCAUUACCAUUCAAGGAAUUGGAAUGUUAUUCAGAGAGAAAAUUAACGGUUGAAUAGAUGCUAAUUUGACGGAGUGUCAACAACACAUUUGUUGAAAAUAAUAAUAGUUUGUACGACUGUAAAUAGCGAUAGAAUUGAAAUUAACCGAACACCAUGGGACUGCCACGGAUGAAAACAUUGGUAAAUACCGCAAUUGGAAUCGCCUUUGCUGGAGUCAGCGGUAUUAUGUAUUUGCAAUUGAAACAACUAGAUGAUAUCGCCAAUUCGGAUUACUUUAAAGAAGCGUUCAAAAUAUUACGAACUCAUCAUGGUGCAAUCAGUUUGUUAGGUGAGCCGAUCAAACAGAAGGGCUUUCGGCUUAGCGAUACAAAGAAUUUUCUAACAUCAGAACAGGCACAGUUUCAAGUGAAUGUAGAGGGGCCCAACGACCAAGGAAAAAUGCACUUGUGGGCGAUACCGAAAGCAAACGACGAUACCAACUGGUCAAUAACACGAAUUGAAUUAGAACUCGACAAACACCCGGAAAAAAGGCUUUUGAUCAAAGAUGGGCCGAAGCCGCAGGAAGCUUCUGCCCAAUAGAUCUCGUUCACAUUGAUUAGUUUGUGCAUAAAAAUUGUCGCAAUGCAAUAAAUUCGAUGAAUAAAUACAAAUCAUUCGCAU